Molecule: messenger RNA, 5182 nt
Organism: Ahaetulla prasina
Lineage: Eukaryota; Metazoa; Chordata; Lepidosauria; Squamata; Colubridae
Gene: ATOSA
Product: atos homolog A
Exons: 13
Coding region: 1472-4735 (1087 amino acids)
Source: RefSeq, a predicted model, not a curated record
CGGCGAGGAGCGGCGUCGCGGUGCGGCUGAAGCCCCUCAGCGCGGCUCCUGACGGUCGGGACGGAGCGGCCCUCCGCAGCAGCCUCCUUUCGGCUCGAACCCCCCCUCUGAGGGAGGAGAUUCCUCGCCGCGGCCGAGCAGGAGAAGCGAGAGGCGGGCGGGCGGCGCAGCGCGAUGAGGCUGUGACGCCUCCCGGGAGGGCAAAAGAAGCCGGGGGGGGGAGGAGGGCGGAAAGUGAGGAGAAAAGGACGACUCCGAACCGAGGCGGUCUCUGAGGGGAGGCGGGGGUCACCCUCUCCUCGGGCCCCUCGACGGGGAAGUCGGCGGGGGAGAGCUUGUCGCCCGUUGCUGGGCAGACAUGAGGCCCUGAGCCUCUUCCCUCCCCCCCCCGGGGCUCUUUUCCACCCCUCCCCCCCCCGCGAGGACCCCCCCCUCCUUCAGCCAGGCUCUCCGCUCCCUUCAGACGUGGGUGGGUGCUCGUCGUGGCGGUCUGGACACGGGGGUUGGGUUGGUGGGGAGGAUGUUUUCCUGCUGUUGUUGCCGCUGCUGGGAUUAAGCCGUGACUCGGCCGGGGACGGCGUUGUUUUUUCUCCGGGAAGCUUGCGCCCACCCCCCUCGCCUUUGAUGACGAGCCGCCGCUCUUGCUAGACGGCCCCGUUUUAUUAAAACAACAACCAAAAAAAAAAAAAAGAAAGGAUGGUUUAGGCUAGACGCGAGUCAGGGGACUACUCGGAGGAGGAGGAGGAGGAGGAGAGGGAGGUCGGCGCCUGGGAGGCCUCCUCCCGGCGGGCGGGCGGUAGAACAGGUAAAACGCCAUGGACGCCAGGCUGGGGUGACACUGCCCCGAAGGCUCUGGGGCUUUGGGAGCCUUUGAUUUGGGGUGUGUGUGUGAGUGCGAGUGCAAAAGGGGAGGGGGUUAGCUUUUGUUGUCUUAAGCUUUUGCCCCGGCAGGUUUAUAAAUAGAUCGGUUCAGAGACGCCGUGUCAAAGGAGGACACCUUGGCAAGGAAGGCACGCAAGUUCCACCCAGAGAGAGACGGACGGACAGACAAACUGCCUUUAGCUUCUCCCUCUCCAUCCAACUGCUGCUGCCACCACACAAUGAAUGCCAGGAGGAGGAGGAGGAGGAGGCCUGGACGCUACCGAUUUUUGUAAGCCGUCAAAGGGGAGAAAAGGCUGGAUUUCCCUCCCCCCUCCCUUCUUUUGGGGACUCCGAUCUCCCCAGGGAAGAGCAAGAAAACAGGAGGAAUCUGGUGGUGAGAAGCCACGUCGGGACGGAAGGAAGAAAAACAGCUGGGGAAGCCGAAGGACUCUGUCGCUCUCUCUCUCUCUCUUUUUUUGGCUGGGACCCGAGAAGGGGAAGAAAAGAUUGGCGUGAAAAUGAAGCCGGAUCGAGACAUCUGGAUCUUCGAGAUACUGACACUGUAGCCUCUGUGCUGCCAAGGCACCUUCUGUCCCACCUCGAUUCCAGUAUGGUUUAUAGUGGAAGCAAAGGACUGAUCAGAGAAGACACCUUAGAUGAAUACUUUGAAUACGAAGCCGAGGAAUUCCUUGUCAACUUGGCCUUGUUGAUUACUGAAGGCAGAACACCUGAAUACUCAAUUAAGGGCAGGACUGAAGGCUUCCAUUGCCCUCCAGCACAGUCAAGUCAACCAACAACAACUAAACAUGAAUGCAGUGACCGAUUGGCCCAGUGCUGUCAAGCUAGGCAUACCCGAUCUGAAGUUACAUUGCUGUGGAAGAAAAAUAUUCCCAUUAUGAUAGAAGUGAUGCUACUUCCAGACUGUUGCUAUAGCGAUGAAGGACCCACGACUGAAGGGAAUGACUUAAAUGAUCCUGCAAUCAAGCAAGAUGCACUGUUGUUGGAAAGAUGGAUUUUAGAGCCAGUUCCACGGCAAAGUGGUGAUCGAUUUAUUGAAGAGAAGACCCUCUUAUUGGCUGUCCGCUCUUUUGUGUUCUUUUCUCAGUUAAGUGCUUGGCUGAGUGUGUCACACGGAGCUGUGCCUCGUAAUAUUCUUUGCAGAGUGAGUGCCGCCCAUGUGGAUCUGCAGUGGACAUUUUCCCAGACACCAACAGAACACCUUUUCCCCGUCCCCAAUAUUUCUCACAAUGUGGCCUUGAAAGUCAGUGUCCAAUCUUUGCCCAGACAAUCGAACUAUCCAGUUCUGACCUGCAGCAUUCAUGCCAACUUUGGCUUCUAUGGAAGCAGAAGAGAAGAGACGAACGUACACCAGCGCUGUGAUUCCGUUAAGACCGAACAACCCAGCGUGGCCAACUCGCAACGUCCCUGUGGCAAACUGAUGUGGGCUGAAAGCGUGCUUGGCGUAAAGCAAGGCCCCGAGUUUAACACCGCUGUCAGAAACCUGAAACUUUAUCCCUUAGCUGGUCUUGGAUCUGACUUUGGAUCGUUAGAAUCGAAAGUUCAGGGCUACCCAGCUGCUGUGGAGAGCAGGGCACUGUUGCCAGAAAUGCCUGAGAGAGUUUUGAAAUCAUCUGGCUUGGCUGAUACCCGUGGUCAGAACAGCAACCCUUCCCGCCAGUCAUUGGGAGAUUCGAUUCCUUUGAUAGGCUCUUUACUCCAAGAGCGCCAUGAAGUUAUAGCAAGGAUAGCCCAGCAUCUCAUUCACUGUGAUCCAGCAACAUCCCCUGUCACGAGGAAGGCUUUUAGCACCAGUGAAACCGGUGUGGCAAACCCCAAGGGUCUACAUCAUGCCCUUGAAGAGAAAAGCUUGCUGAAGAAAGGGAGGGAAUUGCCCUCUGUUGCUGCUAACCUGGAACACAACGCUUCAGAAAACGUUGGAAAAGUCCAGCUAAUACCAGAAACACCCUUGUCUCGCUCCUACGUCCCCCUGAACCAGUGUUUCCGCCAGAUGAGAGAGGAAACCAACCCUCUCAUAAGCUCUUUGCUUCACGAGAGGCAGGAGGUUAUCACCAGGAUUGCCCAACAUUUGAUUCAUUGUGAUCCACCACGAUCACAAGGUGCGCCUCCUGUGUUCACUUUUCAUGACGUCAGUGCAGUUAAUCCGAAGGCUUUUCACACUUCCUGUGAAGAGGGCAGCCUGCUGAAGAAAAGCAAGGACGUCCCUUCCGAUUCCUUCUCUAAUUCUCGAUUGGCUUUACCAGCAGAUGACCCCAAGACGAAACUUAACACGCCAAUAACUCCACUGCAUUCACUUAGAUGUGACGCAGACCACAAUGUAUCUCCCAGCUUUAGAAGAAAACUGCUGCUAGCAGAGACCAAUGAAGUAGUCCAAAACACAUUUCAUCAGUCUCCUUCUAGUAGAAGUCAAAGUCCUCUAACUUGCACCACCCAAUCAUGUAACAAAGAAGGUUAUAAAUCGGAACUGACAGAAAAAUUGGAGUCUGUGCUUUCUGGUUGUCCCCAUAAACCUCAAGUAGCAAAGAGAGGCACCGCCAAGCCGUGUUCACAUUUCAGAUGUAAUAAUGAACUGGUUUGUAGAAGUAAAUUUAAGGACAGAACGAUCUCUUGUGAAAAUAGCGACCCACACUUUUCAAAUAAUCCCCAGGUGGAUCAGCACCGAAUACUUGAAAACGUUAAAGCGACUACAGUGCUAGCAUCCGACUGCUGGCACAAAUAUGAGUCCAGGCACUUAAAUAAAGACUCCAAACAACUAAAUGUUUCUGAACAAAACUCUCAGCUCACUAGCAUUGAAAACUAUUUACAUAAAGACCAUGAUGUUUUCAAAUGCAAAAGUAAACAAGACAGGGUGAAAAAUGCCAACGAUGAGAACGAAGAGCCCACCGACUAUGAGGUACAGAAGCAUUGUCAGAAGAAGCCUGUAGAAGAUUCCUUGGCUGCUUUUUUUGAACAAAGGAAGAAUGCAGAGGUGCUGAAAACAAUACCACUCAAACACGUGUGGCGCAAAAGUAAUUUUCACCACUUGGAUGGGACUUCUGCCAAGGCCUUCCACCCCCGAACUGGAUUACCUCUCCUUUCAAGUCCAGUUCCUGAAAGAAAAACACAGACAGGAUGCUUUGAUCUUGAUGCAUCAUUAUUGCGUCUGAAAUGUUUGUCCUCCAAAAGUCCACAACGAUAUAUAAGCAAAGAGAACGAUUCUGACAUCGAUGAGAAAGCACUCCUAAGUUCCAGUACACCAUCUGUUACAAGUCUUAGCCUUCUUGGAAACUUUGAGGAAUCUGUACUGAACUAUCGCUUAGAUCCACUGGGUAUUGUAGGCGGCUUCACAGCUGAAGUGGGAGCAAGUGGACUUUUCUGUCCAACUCACAUGACUCUUCCCGUUGAAGUUUCUUUUUACAGUGUUUCUGAGGACAACGCACCCUCUCCGUAUAUGGGUGUAAUCGCUUUAGAGUCCCUUGGUAAAAGGGGUUAUCGGGUACCUCCUUCAGGAACAAUACAAGUGACCUUAUUUAAUCCUAACAAGACUGUGGUGAAGAUGUUUGUGGUGAUCUAUGACUUACGAGAGAUGCCUGCCAAUCACCAGACAUUCCUGCGGCAAAGAACUUUUUCUGUCCCCGUGAAGCGAGAAACAAGAAAAAGCAUUAUUCAACAAAAUACUCGACAUACUGAAGAGAGACUAUUACGCUACCUCAUUCAUCUGAGGUUCCAGAGUUCCAAGUCUGGAAAGAUCUACCUCUACAGAGAUGUAAGACUUCUGUUUUCACGAAAAUCUAUGGAAGUGGACAGUGGCGCUGCAUAUGAACUCAAAUCUUACACUGAAUCUCCAAUGAAUCCGCAGUUUUCACCCCGGUGUUAGCAAAACACAACCGUGAAACUUAUUUCCUCAAUGGCCAGAUUAUUAUUCAAGACAAAACAAUAAAAUAUCCUGUGCAAAACCUGAAUCACGGAGGUAGUGAGAAGGAUGGUCAGAUGGGAGUCAAAAUCUCUUGGACCAGUUCAGAAAAGUUUUUAGAAUGAGCUUUGUGUAUUCUGAAUAGACUGGAAAACACUUAGUCGUAACCUUUUUUAUACUCGUUUUAAACCACUUCAUUGGAUGUGUUGCAAUAGCAGAGUCCCAAAUUAGUUUAGUGUUUACACCUUAUUUUAUUUUUAUUUUGGGGUUAUUUAAUAUUUAACGUUCCUUUCACUUAAGUGAUGUUUGUCUUUACUGUUCUAAUGUAGCACAAAUCCGAUGUAAAAUCAUACUACGUAUUUUUGACAUUAAUAUUGAAAUCUUGAAAUAUAUACAGAACCUUUACUUUGA